This is a messenger RNA of Guillardia theta CCMP2712, 927 nucleotides long. RefSeq lists its product as hypothetical. Gene Ontology annotation, molecular function: omega-amidase activity. Gene Ontology annotation, biological process: L-glutamine metabolic process; oxaloacetate metabolic process. The record is from RefSeq and is a predicted model, not a curated record. Gene Ontology annotation, cellular component: mitochondrion. Bases 1 to 927 code for a protein of 308 amino acids. Lineage: Eukaryota; Cryptophyceae; Pyrenomonadales; Geminigeraceae. The transcript is spliced from 15 exons.
AUGAUCUGCGACUGCUGGCAAGUACGGAAUGGCGAUGGAGCUCCAAACUACACUGAAGAUUGCCUUGCAUGCGGUACAAACAAGAAGGCCAACAUUGAGAAUGCUGCGGCAAAGAUCGCUGCUGCUUCAAAGCAAGGUGCAGAGAUCAUCGUGCUUCCGGAGUGUUUCAACUCUCCGUAUGGAACGAAAUAUUUCCCGGAAUAUGCAGAGAAUGUCAUUGAAGGUGGUCAGUCAGAAACUGCUCUUAUGCUAUCAACAGCUGCUCGAGACAAUAAGGUCUUCAUCGUCGGAGGAUCUUUCCCGGAAAAGGAGGGCGAGAAGAUAUACAACAGUUGCUACAUCUUCAACCGCGACGGCGAUAUGGUUGCAAGGCAUCGCAAAGUGCAUCUCUUCGACAUCGACAUUCCUGGCAAGAUAACUUUCAAGGAGUCUGACACCCUCUCGCCUGGAGAUUGUCCUACCAUUGUAGAUCUCUCUGAACAUGGCGGGCCACCAGUUCGCAUGGGAAUCGGAAUUUGUUAUGACAUUCGCUUUCCUGAGCUUGCUCUGCUAUAUCGGCAUCUCGGUUGUAGCAUGCUCGUUUACCCAGGAGCAUUCAACAUGGUCACUGGACCCGCUCACUGGGAGCUGCUUCUGAGGGCUCGCGCUGUGGAUACCCAGUCUUUCGGGAUUGUUUGUUCCCCAGCAAGGGACGAGUCUGCAGACUACAUCGCCUGGGGACACUCGAUGAUUGUCGACCCAUGGGGGGAAAAGCUCGGUGAACUGCAGGAGAAAGAAGACAUCUUGAUGGUAGACUUGGAUCUUACGCAGCUUGCCAAGGUGGUUUCUCGCCGCCAGAACAUGCCAUAUUGGUUGCAGAGGCGACAGGAUAUCUACAAGUUGUCUUCUCCGUUUAUGCCGGAAAAGAAGCCAAGCCCGGACAAGUGA